Molecule: messenger RNA, 717 nt
Organism: Purpureocillium lilacinum
Lineage: Eukaryota; Fungi; Ascomycota; Sordariomycetes; Hypocreales; Ophiocordycipitaceae
Product: mitochondrial 54S ribosomal protein uL29m
Biological process (GO): mitochondrial translation
Cellular component (GO): mitochondrial ribosome; mitochondrial large ribosomal subunit
Molecular function (GO): structural constituent of ribosome
Source: RefSeq, a predicted model, not a curated record
AUGGGCUGCCUCUCAAGGCUGGGAGCCCCUCGCGCCCGCUCUACAACGACCUCCUCGGCGUCAAGAAUAGCAGCCUUCUCGACGACGGCGCCGCAAUGCAAGCGGAAGACGAAAGACAACAACAAGAAGCGCGGCGUCAGUAGCCUGUACGGCUCGGGCCCCCGCGAGCACCUGUCAAUGUCGGACGUGCCGCUGCCGAAACCGCGCGACUUCAAGCCCAAAAUUGCCGUCGACGAGAACCACGGCCUGUGGGGCUUCUUCCCGGCUCCUGGCAAGGCGCUGUGGACGCCCAAGGAGACGGAGGAACACGGCCGGGCCUGGUCGGUCGAGGAGCUGCGUAGGAAGUCGUGGGAGGACCUGCACGCCCUGUGGUGGGUAUGCUGCAAGGAGCGCAACAUGCUGGCGACGUCCAAAGUUGAGUUGUCGAGGGGGAAGCUGGGCUUUGGCGAGAGGGAAAUCGAGAUGCGCGACGAGGAGGUACAAAAGACGAUGCGAGCCAUCAAGCAUGCCUUGACGGAGCGAUACUACACGUGGCAGGACGCCGUGGACGUGGCCCGGUCGGACCCGGAGAUCGACUUUGAGUCCCGCGAUGGGCAGGUGUACAAGCCGUCGGCGUACGAGGACGACCUGGAGGCGUCGGAGAGUUGGGCGGCGGAGGCGGAUAGUCAGGCAGCGGCAGCCGAGGCUGGAAAGCUGCAAAAGGAGGCAACCCGGUAG